Messenger RNA from Branchiostoma floridae (Florida lancelet), 3112 nucleotides. RefSeq names its product UDP-glucuronosyltransferase 1A1-like. The coding region runs from base 462 to 2063 and encodes 533 amino acids. Gene Ontology annotation, molecular function: UDP-glycosyltransferase activity. NCBI's taxonomy places the organism in Eukaryota, Metazoa, Chordata, Leptocardii, Amphioxiformes, Branchiostomatidae. The record is from RefSeq and is a predicted model, not a curated record. The transcript has 8 exons.
AACAGUGAUGGACUGUUUACUUCGAUUCAACAUCGUAUGAUGAUUCUCGCCCUCUUUCCUAACCGUUCUUAGCCUUAUCCCCAGAAGCCUUUGUUUUUUGAACACGUAUGGCAGUGUCCACGUGAGCGCUAUGUAGUAAAAAUUAUUUCGUACAAUACAAAUCUACAGAUAUAAUAACGCUAGAAGGUAUAACGUUAUAAAGCGAACAAUGUCACUGUCUGCUUCACACAGAUAUGAUUAUGUAUCCAAGGAGCUUUACACGCUACUUGCACUGGCACUUUAAGGUCAUUAGGUUGUAUCGGAGUCUAUGAAGCUCUGUGUGAAAGGUCAAGGUGAACAUAGCGACUGUUUGUUGCCUGGUUGUUUGUGUGAACGGGGUUAGGGUACUUGAGGUCAUAAGGUUGCAUGAUGUCUUGCACAACGCGUACGUAAGGUUGAAGGUCAAAGGUUACGGAAUAAAGAUGGCGAGCGUUCAUUUCGUGUUUUUGUUGUUCCUGUUUUCUGGUGGAACUGGUCCUGCCUGGGCCGCCAAGGUGUUACUGAUGGGGCCGAGCGGCAGUCACUGGCUCAACCUGGUUUACCUGGCGGAGGGUUUGAUCAGGAGAGGCCACGAGGUGGUUUCUCUGGUUCCGUCUAACCUGUACGACAGCCAGCUCAAGGCGCUCAACUCCCCCAUCCGCCAGAAGAUACGGCUGGAGAAAUAUCAGGUCCCGGUGGAAGGAGACGUGUUUGACAGAAUGAUGCAGCUCCAGGUCCAGUUCUCACUGGGAGAUGCCGAGGACUUCUCCGCCUUUCGGUUCGCCAAGAUGGUCUUCGAUUCCUUGGACGACGCCGUCAGCUUCGGCAGGGUGGAGUGCGACGUUCUGCUGCACAACCGGGACCUGAUGUCCAGGCUGAAGGCCAUGAACUUCGGCAUCGUCAUCAUCGAUCCCGUGACCUACUGCGGACACAUCGUGGCGCGCAUUCUCAAGGUUCCGCUUGCCAUUACGGCGACCCCGGGAAUCGCAACGUUCCACCUCAGCCAGGCCUCUCAGGUUCCCGUUCCCAUAGCAACGUACUACUGCCACAGGACGGGGUUCGUGCAGAGUCUGAAGAACCUGGCGAAUCACGUGAUGAUGGCGAUGAUGGUCAGUUUGAUGACGCGAAACAUCGACUCGCUCGCAUCCGGGGCGCUCGGGUACCAGGUGACGUUCGCGGAGCUGUCGGCGGAGACAGACCUGUUCCUGAACCGGGAGGACUCCAUCGUGUACCCGCCACACCCACUCAUGCCCAACAUGGUGCAGAUAGGGGGGUACCAAGUGCAGAACGCCAGCCCGUUACCAAAGGAUCUUGAAGAUUUCAUGGAGGCCUCGGGAGACGCUGGCGUCGUCAUCUUGUCCUUCGGUUCGUACGCCAAGGCCAUGGGGAGGAGGAAAGCCGAGAUGGUGGCUGCAGGGUUAGCAAGGGUGCCGCACAAGGUCAUCUGGAGGUUCCAAGGUCAGAGACCGAAGAACACCGGAGAGAACACCUUGUUGAUGAGCUGGAUUCCACAAAACGAUUUGCUAGCCCACCCCAAGACCCGCCUGUUCAUCACCCACUGCGGGAUUAACGCCGUGUACGAGGCGAUGUUCCACGGUGUGCCCAUGGUCAGGGUUCCCGCCUUCGCAGAGCAGCAUGGGAACAGCGACAACCUGGAGACUCUGGGAACGGGAGUCACCCUGGACAUCUUCACCAUGACCUCGGAUGACCUUUACGAAGCCAUCAUGGAGGUCGCCAACAACAAAACGUACAAAUCCGCCGCCGUGCGGCUGGCGCAGCUCCAGCGGGACCAGCCGCAGUCUCCCAUGGACCGCGCCGUCUGGUGGAUCGAGCACGUCAUCAGACAUGGCGGCCUGCCGCACCUCAAGUCGGCCGCGCGACACCUCAGCCUGCUGCAGUACCACCUGCUGGAUGUGGCGGCGCUGCUGUGCGCGGCAGGGGUGGUGGUGGUGCUUGUUCUCUGGCUCUGCUGUCGGUGCUGCUGUCGGUGCUGCUGCCGAGUUCUGUGCGGGAAGAAAACAGUCGCCAAACAGAAGCAGCAGUGAUGGGAAAUCUAUGGUAACCUGCAUGCAAGUAUGAUGUUACCUGUCCUUAGUGCUGAACACAAUCCAUGACAUGGCAAAGGCAACGUUAUCUGUAGUCGUCUAUGCUUUUCCUGGGCACAGCCGGUUUACAUUAUCUGUGAUCACCUCCAUAAAAUGAGGACAGAAGCCUGCAAUUUUUUUUCUGUUCACAGCACACUUGUGAAUAAUUUCAACAGGUUGACAGAUGGUUGUAGAACAAAGUUGUUGAUCUAAUAUUUGAAACGUUAUGCGCUCAUUUUUUUCGGACGGAGUGUUACCUCUGACGGAGUAGUGUAGUUGGAUGGUUUGAUGCCUGUUCGCAGAUAUAUCUCGAUGUUCCUAUAUGCUGCAUUCGUAUGUAGUUUUGUACUACGAGGUGACGGACGUUGUUGUCUUUCAUCGUAGCUGUUUAUAAAAGUAAUGUAAUAAUUUCAGAAGACACCUUCACGGUAUGGAAAAGUCACAGCUCUUGUCAAUAGGCAUUUAUGACCUUAGUCUGUCCCGGGCUCUUCAUGCUGACGUCGUAGAUUCUCGACCCAGCUGACUUACGUUAUCUGAUCUCCAAGCAGAUGUUAGCCGUCAGUGUACAGAGGGGGCCGAUUUCAUUUUUUGAAAGAGACUCGCCCAACAAGGGGUCAUGAUUUUGAGUAUGUAGUUAUCUUCAGUAAUGACUUAGACAAGUAAAUUCCAAUCGUGCUAAUUGAAAACUUAUUUUGCUUGAUUAAGGAAGAAAGUUUAUAACUCAGUUGCAUUUUAUGAUAUGACUCAUAGACAUGUGAAGUAUGUGAUAUAUAGAGGAAAAUCGAUAGAUAUCAAUCAUACAUAUGAUUUGCAUAAUUCAUAAAUAAACGCUAUGCUCUAUUAAUGGUAAAAAUGCUGAUUCCAUUAUUGUGGCCUUUGAAAGUUAGGUAAAAUUGAAUAUUCGUAGAUAGAACCCAUCAAGAUUAUGAUCUCAUUCACAUGAUUUAUUAGAAAAGGUUUCAACAGCCUUCUUCUUUGCUAAGAUAAGACUUUCAUACUCUGAACGACCC